CGCGUAUUUACCUUCAGUCUUUCAAUUGUCAGUAAUGGUCAACAUUUAUCAGUGCACAUGGCAGAUCAUAGGACGACUUGUAUAUCACACUCUUACCUCCUUACCCGUGGCCUAGAACAAAGCUGUGUCAACGAAACAUGAGACGGCACGCAAGCACCCUUGCUCAACGACGAGCAGGGAGUCAUCUCGAGACUCCAAAUCGGGUCAAGGUCUCGACCUACCUGGGUCAGGAGCGACCUACCUGGGUACCAACGGCGUCCUGGGCGAAUCCUUCGAGCUGAGCCCCCGAGACCAACUGCACAACUCUCGACAAUGUAAAUAACGGAGCGGUUCAAGCAAAACAUACUUGGAGAUUCUGUCCUUCUCGCAGCCAACCAUGAGCAACAGCUCCUCCGCAGCGGCCUGCUGGCCAACCGCCGACGCGAGCUUCGGCCCCGUCGUCCAGGACUGCAGGGGAGACUUCGACUUCACCAUCACCUUCGAGCAGUCCCUGUUUACCAUCCUCCCCGCAUCUCUGCUGAUCCUCGCCGGGCCACUGCGCCUGGGGUACCUGAGGCGGUCGCCCUCCGUUGUCGUGGCCGGCGACAGCCUCUUCAGGCUCACCAAGCUCGCCGCUGUGGCCGUCUUCUCCGUCCUGCAACUCGCCCUCUUGGCCCUGUGGGCGGCCCAGCCUGCCGCGCUGCUCGGCCGCGUCAGGACCGUGUCCGUCGCCGCAUCCUGCGUGUCCUUCGUCGCGAGCCUCGUCUUCUGUGUCCUCUCGUACGCCGAGCAUGCGAGGUCGCCUAGGCCCUCGUCUAUCCUUAAUGCGUACCUGCUUGUCUCCCUGCUGCUGGAUGGCGCCAUAUUGCGCACCUUCUGGAUCUCUGAUCUCGCCACCUCCGUCAGGGCCGUGUUCACCGCUUCGUUUGCUCUGAAGGCGUGCCUCUUGGUGCUCGAGGCCAAGGAGAAGGCUGGCCUUAUCGUGAGAGGGGGUGGUGGGAGUGAACAGCGCAGGAACCCCGAGGUCACCAGCGGUCUCUACAGCCGCGGCUUACUCUCAUGGCUGAAUCCCCUUUUGCUGGAUGGUUUCCGGCGGCUCCUGAAGCCGGCCGAUCUCUAUGCCCUUGAUAGUUCGAUGAAGGCUGAUGCAUUAAAUGUUGAGUUUUGGAAGGCCUGGGAUACUUUCAAACCCAGCAGCAGCAACAGGCUCUUGAGGUCAUGUUGCAGUACCCUGAAGUGGCCCCUACUAGGCGUGGUCUUCCCAAGGCUCAUCCAGCUCGCUUUCAUCAUCUGUCAGCCGCUGGUGCUCAACCGGUUCCUGGAGUUUUUAGAGCAGCCAGAUGAGAGCAUGAACCAUGGCUACGGCCUGAUCGGGGCAUACGGGCUAGUCUAUCUAGGAAUUGCCCUGUCUGGCGCCUUCUACUCCCACCAGGCUACGCGGACGGUCACCAUGCUCCGCGGCAUCCUGGUAUCGGCCAUAUUCUCCCGUUCGAUUGACCUCAGCACCACAGCCAUUGACAAUGGUGCGGCCGUCACACUCAUGAGCACCGAUGUCGAUGCAAUUAUCCGUGCGACAAAUGAAUUACUCGAGAUGUGGGCCAACGUCCUCCAGAUCGUGAUUGCGACGUAUCUGCUCAGCAGGCAGAUAGGUGCGGCAUUCGUCGGGCCGGUUAUCGUCUGUGCUUUUGCCUUGAUCGCCACAUUUCUCUGCGGGCCUCCCUCCAAGAACUUCAUGAUGGCUUGGAUUCAGAAGGUGCAGGACCGCGUUGGUAUUACUUCUACCAUGCUGGGCCAUAUGAAGAGCAUCAAAAUCUCUGGCCUCGGCCGGAAACUAGGCGACACCAUUGCCAAGUUGCGGAAAGACGAGAUUGAUGCGGCAGCCCCCUUCAGGAGGAUGAGCGCACUGACUUCUGCGCUGGCCCAGGUCCCACUGCUCAUCUCUCCUGUCGUAGCAUUUGCUUUCUUCGCGAUCGGGGCCAUCAGCUCGGGAGAAUCACUUCAGACCACGAGAAUGUUUUCUUCUCUUUCGCUCAUGAUCCUCCUCGGACAGCCACUGUUCUGGAUGUUCGAGGCAGUCUUGGACAUUAUGGCGGCGGUCGGGUGCUUCACAAGGAUCGAAAAGUUCCUCUCUACGGCCUCGAGAACUUAUGGAACAUCGGAUACAAGGAUGACUUCAUCUCAACUCCAUCAUAACGGCCCCGGCGGCUCUACAACACAGCUCAGCCCCCAUAUCCCAGAAAUCAUAGAACUUGAGAAUAUGGUUCCAAUCCAGCACGCUGCGUUGGAGCCUAAUGGUGUUCAGGUCGAGAAUGCCUGCUUCAAAUGGUCAGCCGAAGGUGCUGUGGUCUUACAAGAUGUCAGCUUCACGGUCAAGUCCCAAGAACUUGCAAUUCUUGUCGGUCCUGUGGCCAGCGGCAAGACGACGCUGCUCAAAGGCCUCCUCGGCGAAGUCCCACAUAUCACCGGCGAAAUCAGCAUCGAGAGACAUAGACUUUCUUGGUGUGAGCAGACCCCCUGGCUGAUCAAUGACACGGUCCGGAAGAACAUAAUUGGCUUCUCCCGCUACGACGAAGAGCUCUAUCAACUUGUCACACAGGCCUGCGACCUUGAUAGAGAUUUUACCAGUCUCAAAGACGGGGACUUGACUGUCAUUGGUUCCAAUGGAAUUGCGUUGAGCGGCGGCCAGAAACAGCGAGUCGCGCUUGCGAGGGCUGUUUAUUCCAGGCCACAGUUGGCGCUUUUCGACGAUCCUUUCAGUGGCCUGGAUAAUCACACCACACGCAUUGUAUUCGACCGAAUAUUUCACAAGGAUACCGGCGUGUUGAGGCAGUGGGGGACGACAGUGAUUCUCACGACCCAAUCGAUCAACCUGCUGCCACAUUCCGACCGCGUCAUCAUUGUGAAGGACGGUGUUAUCGCAGAGCACGGUGACUUCAAUUCUUUGAACAGAACUGGCAGUUAUGUAGCGUCUCUGGAUAUUCAACAUGUUCCAGAGGCUGUAAACAGUGAUGACGCUGAACCAGGUGAAGCACCGGCUGAGCCAAAGGGGGGUCGUGAAGCCAGAUCCACGACUCCCAAGCCAGGCCAGGCCCAGCCAGAGGACAAGCGCAGACAGCGAGGUGACUCAGCAGUGUACGGCUUCUUUCUCAAGGCCGUCGGGAUACCAUUUGCCGUUGGACUGUUGGUGUCAGAGAUGGCGUGGGCGUUCCUCUCUACCUUCUCGACCGUCUGGCUGAACUUCUGGUCCGAGGCGAAUUCCGAGCACCCUAACCAGCGCAUCAGCUAUUACCUCGGGAUCUACACCGCACUACAGAUUUUGGGUGUCGUCAGCUUCGGCCUCAUGGUCAUGUUUGGAAUGCUCUUCGUGGCCGCCAGAACGGGCCUCCGGCUACACCAAGUCCUGCUGAACGCUGUGGUGAGGGCUCCGCUCUCCCUAUUCACCAAUACAGACAUCGGAGAGAUCACGACGAGAUUCUCCCAGGAUAUUGGCAUAAUCGACAGGUCGCUCCCUCUGGCGCUCGUGGUGACAGUGGCUAACUUUCUAAGCACCAUCGGGGUCGCCGCCCUGAUCGCCUCCUCUACGGGCUACAUCGCAAUCAGCUUUCCCUUCCUGGCAGCCGUCUUUGUCUACAUCCAGAGGGGCUACCUGCGCACGUCGCGACAGCUCCGGCUGCUAGACCUGGAGCAGAAGGCCCCUGUGUACACACAAUUCCUCGAAACACUCUCCGGCCUGCCCACUAUCCGCGCGUUCGGGUGGGCCAAGCCCGCGCUGGACCUAAACCACGAGCUGGUGGACAGGUCGCAGCAGCCGUUCUACCUCCUACUCAUGGUGCAGCAGUGGUUGACACUGGUCCUCAACCUGGUCACGGCGGCGCUCGCGGUGCUGAUCGUGGGCCUCGCCGUCAGGCUCCGCGGCUCGGUGUCGGUCGGCCUGACCGCCGUGUCGCUGGUUCAGCUGAUCACGCUCGCCGAGAACCUGAAGAUCCUGAUCCAGUUCUGGACUUCGCUCGAGACAUCCAUCGGCGCCGUGGCGAGGAUUAAGAAUUUCAGCGAGGAGACGCCCGACGAGAGGCUACCCGGCGAGGACCGGGAGCCCCCGGCGGACUGGCCGGCGCGCGGAGCGAUCGAGAUCAGGGACCUCUCGGCGAGCUACGGCGAGGACCUCGGGCAGAGGGCCCUCGACGGCGUGACGCUGAGCGUCCGGCCCGGCGAGAAGGUCGGCAUCUGCGGGCGCACGGGGAGCGGCAAGUCGAGCCUGCUGCUGUCGCUCCUGCGCCUGCUGCCCAGCACGAGGGGCACCGUCCUCGUCGACGGGGUGGACCUCGCGGCCCUCCCGCGCGACACGGUCCGCUCGCGCCUGAUCGCAGUGUCGCAGGACCUCUUCUUCCUCCCGGGCACCACACGGCAGAACCUCGACCCGUACCGCGACCACGAUGGUGACGACGGCACCGCCCGCGCGAAUGAUCACCGUCUCGAGGCGGCCCUGCGGCGCGUGGGGCUCUGGGACGCCAUCGCCGAGGCGGGCGGGCUGGGCGCAGAGUUCGACGAGACGAAGCUCAGCCAGGGACAGCGGCAGCUGUUCUCGUUGGCUCGGGCUCUGCUGCGGCGCAGGGGGGAUGGGGGAAUCGUGCUCCUCGACGAGGCGACGAGCAGCGUCGAUGCCGAGACGGACGCGCUGGUGCAAAGGGUCGUGCGUGAGGACUUUUCCGGCCACACGGUCGUGGCGAUUGCGCACCGGCUCGAGACUAUUGUGGACUUUGACAGGGUCGUGGUCCUGGAGAAGGGCUGCGUCGCCGAGGAGGGCUGCCCGCGGGAGCUGCUUGCGCGUCCUGGGGGUAGCCGGUUCAGGGAGCUUUGGGAUGCGAGCCGGCGGGCUGGAAGGAGUGGAUGAAUGAAUACAAGAGGGGGAGGGUUGCAUAAUAUCUCAGGCUAAUUCUAUCUGUUGGGCCCAGCAACGAGCGAAGGUCUCGAUCAUGGCGGCGGCUGUUCAAAGGCAAUGGAUUGAAAUGAUUCCGGAUAUAUCUUGAUCAACACUCUCAUUAAACUCUACUUUCUGCGAAUGAAUCAAGAGGUGGACAGUGGAAUCUUAUGGGAUGGACUUCCUUUUUCUCUCGACAAUGACAAGGCCAAGCUUCUAGAAGCGUCAGCGAGAGACAGAUUAAGACAGGCAGCCGUUCAGCCGGUCGGACAAGCUUUCCGCCCAGCGCCUUGGUGUCUCUGAACCUGUUGCUUGGCUGUUGCUUGUUCGAUGUUUAGCUACGGUCAGACUUCCCAGGGCCGCUGGUCCUGGUACGGCGCGUGCCGCUGAAGAAGAGACGAACACAUAUAGCUCGUCCUCCUCAGCUCUUGGUCUUUUGCAGUCUUUGGGUGGUUUCACAGGUUUCGGGCUCCAGCUU
Messenger RNA from Diaporthe batatas, 5375 nucleotides. RefSeq lists its product as uncharacterized. Gene Ontology annotation, biological process: transmembrane transport. NCBI's taxonomy places the organism in Eukaryota, Fungi, Ascomycota, Sordariomycetes, Diaporthales, Diaporthaceae. Gene Ontology annotation, molecular function: ABC-type transporter activity; ATP hydrolysis activity; ATP binding. Gene Ontology annotation, cellular component: membrane. The transcript has 5 exons. The record is from RefSeq and is a predicted model, not a curated record. The coding region runs from base 377 to 4870 and encodes 1497 amino acids.